AAUAAAUAAAUUAUCAUUAUUAUAUAAUCAUUCAUUAAAUUAUCAAAAUUUAGAUAUGAAUUUAACAAAUAUUUGUGAAUCAUUUUUAAAUAUAGAACCAAAUCAAUUAGUUGCUAAGCAAUAUGAAAAUUAUUCAACAAAACAACAUUUAUUAUAUUCAUGGAAAUCAAUAAAUGAUUGUAAAUUAUUUCGUAAAUCAUUUCAAUAUUUAUUAUGGAUAAAUAAAGAAGAAUUAAAUUAUCCAAUUGGAUUUGCAUUUACAGUUUAUGAAAAUAUAGAUCGUAUAGCACGUUUAUUACGUUUAUUAUAUAGACCAUAUAAUUUAUAUUGUAUACAUGUUGAUCGUAAUACAUCAAAUGAAUUUUAUCAAUCUAUAAUUGAUUUAGCUAAAUGUUUUGGUAAUAAUAUUGAAAUAAUUAAACGUUCACAUAGUGUUUCAGUAAAAUGGGGUUAUUUUUCUGUAUUAGAUUCAUUUCUUAAAUGUACACAAAUUAUGUUAAAUAAUAAAAAAAUUCAAUGGAAAUAUGUUAUGAAUAUUAAUGGAAAAGAAUUACCAUUACGUACUAAUUGGGAAUUAAUUAAAGCAUUGAAAGCAUUGAAUGGAGCUAAUAUUAUUGGAUGUACAAUAAAAAAUGGACCAAAGAAAAGAAUUCCACAUAGAAAACCAUCAUUCAAUGUUACAUGGAUAAAAGGAAGCUUUUUAGUUGCAUUACGUAGAGAAUUUGUCAGUUAUGUACAUAUGAAUCCCAAUUCUAUUGAAUUAUUAAAUAUUCUCAGAGAAGAACAACAUUUAAUGAAAAUACCAGAUGAAAUGUUUUUCAGUACAUUAGCUUAUAAUCCACAAUUACUUGCCCCUGGUGCUUGUAAAAAAUUUUAUCCACCUAAUGAAAAUGAUAAUCAAUCAACUUUCGUAUCACGCUUCGUUAUUUGGAAACCCAAAAGAUGUGCUACCGGGAAAAGAUAUCAUACAAUAUGUAUGUUAGGUGUACAACAUUUAUACAAUUUAACAAAACGUCAAGAAUUUUUUGCCAAUAAAUUUUAUAAUGGUUUUUAUGAUGCAGCGUAUGAUUGUCUUGAAUAUUGGAUAUUGAAGAAAAUGAAGAACGAACGUUUAACGGGUAGAUUAGAUCCAACAUUUAAUCCUCAAUUCUAUGCUGAUCUACAUUGUUCAAAAAACCAUAUAUAAUACUUUCGAGUUAUGUUACUCUAUUAUAUUAUUUGUGUAUUUGUUUGAAAAAUCUGUGAACUUUCAGUUUUUUUAUAGCACCAUUCUUUGUUUAAAAUAUCACUUGCGAUUUGAAAUACAGAAAGUACAAUAUAAUCCACACCAAGUAUCACUUAGCGCCCUUACUUGGACAUGUCUUCUAAUUAUUUGAAAUUUCUGUCCUCUAUAUGUUGAAAAUUCACCCAUUUGUGCAUUGUUCCAAGUGCUAUUGUACUGAACAGUAUAUUAUUCUUGAAUGUAUUCUAUUCAAUUCUAGUUUUGAAAGUGAUUUUAUCACAAUUUGAUGGUAAAAGUAAAUGAUCUAAAUUGCAUUCAGAAACAAUGGAUUUUAUUAUUUUCGUAAGUUUGAAAUACUACGUAAUUGAAAACCACUUAUGAUGACAAUCUGUGUGUAAAUGGUCACAGGAAAUAUGUACUUACUGUACGAUAAAAUUUACAGGCAUAUGAUACAGUGACUUAUGUCAUGACAAUACAAGAGAACAUACCUUCCAUUCAAACUGUGUGUUCAUAAAACGCUGGUAGACUACGGCUUUGAAAAAAAACAAAGAAAAACAAGAGAUAAUUACUUUUGGCGACAUGUUGCUUUCUCUCUAUACUUCCUAGUUUAUUGACUAAGUUUUAAUUAUUGUUUUGUAAAACAUCAUUGAAAUAAAAUUCAAAAAGGCUGA
Molecule: messenger RNA, 1893 nt
Organism: Schistosoma margrebowiei
Lineage: Eukaryota; Metazoa; Platyhelminthes; Trematoda; Strigeidida; Schistosomatidae
Source: the annotation of a GenBank genome assembly